GUCUUGUGAAUAGACGAGUAGAAACAGUUAUAGAAAUUUAUAGAGGUUGAAAAUCCAAUAAGGAAAAAUGGCGAUGCUGUCGGGGCUGUUUUUGGCGCCGACAAAACGUGAAAAGUUGCUGGCUCGAUUCUUUCGUCUAAUUCUUUCUCCACUCCAGCAGCGAGAUUCGACCACGUGGAACGAACAUGAUUUAGUGUUGGAAAUGACUCAAAGGAGGAUUAUUUACCUUUGCAUGCUGUGGUUUUCUACAUCAUUCUUCAUAUUCACUGGUGUGCAAGGUAUACAUGUUCUUUUUUCUACACAACAGUCUUGGGCUCAUCAUGGAUGCAGUGUUGGAAAAAAAAGACGAUGUUGUACCCACCAUCAAAGUCGCUCAACUCUGGUCCCACAUGCUCGACCUUUGUGUUACACAUUUUCAAAGAAGUUGCUGUUUCCUCAAUAUAACCGGCAGAGCAUUUUAACUAGCUCUAGAGUCCCUCUAACUAGAAAGCCAAUCAAUGUGCUAUAUAGUGAUCUGCAGCUCUUCAUCAUCCUGAAAAAUAGAACCCAAAUCCAUUGUCUCAAGAGAGACCACUGGUAAAAGGAGGAAAGAUUGAAAGAUAAUGGGGGCUUGUGCUUUGCCUGAUGUUGUCUACGGGAGGCGUGCAUAUCUGAACGAGCAGAUCGUGAAGGACUCGGCCACCAUCUCAAUAAAAUA
Molecule: messenger RNA, 697 nt
Organism: Daphnia pulicaria
Lineage: Eukaryota; Metazoa; Arthropoda; Branchiopoda; Diplostraca; Daphniidae
Exons: 4
Coding region: 68-580 (170 amino acids)
Source: RefSeq, a predicted model, not a curated record